Molecule: messenger RNA, 2885 nt
Organism: Lutzomyia longipalpis
Lineage: Eukaryota; Metazoa; Arthropoda; Insecta; Diptera; Psychodidae
Product: SEC14-like protein 2
Exons: 9
Coding region: 319-1506 (395 amino acids)
Cellular component (GO): cytoplasm
Source: RefSeq, a predicted model, not a curated record
GAGUCAGUCCAGCAGUUCAGCGAAGCCUCUCGUCGCGCUUGGACACGAGUUUCUCAUAGAGACAUAGUCAAUUUUUUUUUGUUAAUUGUUAUAUACGUUGUUUUUUUAUUAUACAUAUGUUGUAGGUUUAUAUACAAACUCGAGUGCGACUUUUUCUUUUUUGGUGAAAUUUUUAUUUAAGCAACAGACAUCAUUGUUUGCAGUACAAAGUAACAUUUACUCUUUUUUUUAUAUCCAGGUUUUGUACUUCACAAGAAACGAAUAAACGGAUUUAUUUAUCUCGGAUUUCCCCAUAUUGACGACAUCACAAAAAAAACUAUGUCUUCACGGACAGCUCCUCUACAGGAUGAUCAGAAAUUUGCUCUUAUGAAGUUUCGACGAAGUGUGGCGGACGUACUGAAACCAGAACAUGAUGAUUAUUAUUUGCUUCGAUGGCUUCGAGCAAGAAAUUGGAAUCCUGAUGCUGCGGAAAAAAUGUUAAGAAAUAGUGUUAAAUGGCGUGAGAGAUGGGGUGUUGACACAAUCGAAAAUUGGAAAACUCCACAACCUCUUGUAGAUUACCUCGUUCAUGGGCUAUCUGGUUUCGACAAAGAAGGAGCUCCAUUCAUUGUUGUUCCCUUUGGACCUCUGGAUAUGUAUGGGAUCCUUCAUACAGUAUCUCAAGGUGAUUUAAUUCGCGUAACAAUACGUUAUUUGGAGAAAUACCUGAGGCUAGCCUAUGAGCAAAGUCUAAAGCAUGGCAAUAAUGCGAGACAAUUGGUGGUUCUAUUUGAUAUGGAUGGGUUCAAUGUAAAGCAGUAUACCUGGCGACCAGCUGUGGAAGCUGUGAUACAAUUAAUUAAAAUGUACGAAGCAAAUUAUCCGGAAAUCCUCAAAUAUUGCUACAUUGUAAAUGCCCCAAAAGUCUUUGCAUUCGUCUACAAUAUUGUCCGGAAGUUCCUAGAUGAGUACACCAUCAAUAAAAUUCACAUUUACAAGGCGGAUCCGCAGAAGUGGCAACCAGCUGUAUUUGAGCGUGUCAAUGCUGAUAAUUUGCCCAAAUGCUACGGUGGUACGUUGGUAGACAAGGAUGAUGAUCCUAAGUGCAGGGAAUUCAUUAUGUGGGGCGGAAAGGUACCCGAAGAGAUGUACAACAAAAAGGACGAUGAGAAUAAUAAUGAUUUCACGGAGACAACGAUAAGGAAAGGGGGUAAAUUCAAAAUGGAAUUUGAUUGCAAAGACAACGGAUGUUUUCUCAAAUGGGAAUUCCGGACGUAUGAUCAUGACAUUCGAUUUGGAAUAAAAUGCAGAAAUGAAAAGACAGGUGAAGUCACAGAAGAGAUCCCACUGAAACGUGUUGCCUCCCACCAAUUGGAUGAAGUGGGCUUCAUAACAUGCCAUCCAAAUUGCAAGUACUUUGUCGUUUUCGACAACACCUACAGUUACUUAAGAAAUAAGAAAAUACGCUACUCGGUCAUUUUGACGGAACCUAUAAGUGAAACUGAUAUUUUGGAUGUUAUUGAAUAAAAUUUCCUUUAUAAAUAAUUAAAUUUGACAACAUAUAGGAUAUUUUUCUAUCAUUAUAAGAAAAUUGCUAUAGCUGUGAAAAUUAUAUACCUCUCAAGCUGGCCGUAAGCUUUAGAGCAAUAAAGAAAACCAUUUCUCGCCAAAAAUUACCAAUGAUGGAAAAAUGUGACAAUAUAUAAGAUAUUCUUAUUUUAAGGGAUUUCAUAUGAAUUUUUAAAAUAAAGGAAAUUUACAAAAAAACAAAGGGAUAAGAAAAGUUUAGAUUUUUAAAUGGGAAUUUUUUUUAAAAAUAUAGUUUGAAGAUAAGAAAAUAUAUCCAGGAUACCCAGAAAAUACAGAUUUAUUGCCAACUGGGGUGAAUAGGAACAUCAAAAUGAAUAAUACGAAAAUCUUUCAAUAAAACAUUUUGUUUAAAAGCUUAAAUGCAACUAAAAGUGAUCCAAGUUACCCCAGUUGACGGUACAAUGCUGACAUUACCCAAGAAAUAAAAGGAAAAGAGCUGUGUCCUUGAUUGCACAGCUAAUAUAAAUAAUUAAUUAAAUGAAAAAAAGGCUGUAAAUUUGUCUUGUACUAGAAUAAUAGAUUUUAUUAUGAUAUUAAAAUAUGAAUUUAAAAUUUUGCAUUAACGAAAAAAAAUUGUAUUGUAUGCAGGGAUUUGGUGGCCACAAGAAAGGAAAUACGGUGUUAUAUCUGUAUUGGUGAUAUGAGUCAAUAAAUUCUUUUUUUUUAUUUACCAAAGAAUAAAAAAAAUAUAUUAAAUUCAUGAGAAAAUGUGGUUGAACGAGGGAUGCAAAUGAGAAAAAAAGGGAGAACAAUAAACCACAGAGAUAAUGUCUUUUACUCAAUACGCGAAACUUAUUUUUCUUCGUACCAUUCACACGAAAUCAUUUAAAUUCUUUUUAAAUUUAUGUACAAUAGAAUUGGGCUAUUAUGGAGUAAAUUUUAAAGGGGAGAAUACAGAAGAAUUAUUUUAUGAUUUCACUUUUUUUCCUUAAAACAUUUCUUUAUCUUUUCACUACCGUUGAUCAUAAUUUUCUUAUUUUGUGAUAUAAUUUCGUGUUUUUUUUUAAAUGAGCAAAAAUUUAACGCUAAUUAAAUCCGGUAUGAUCUAAAAAAUAUUUUGCUUCUGCUAUUGAGCAAUAAAAUUAAUAAUUCAUUUUUAAGAAAAAACAUCAAAACGAAUAGUUCAAGAUUAAGAUACUUUAUUUUCGAUAAAACUAAAAAUUUCAUUUCUUUUGUAUUUGAGCGAAUUUUUUUUUGAUGGGCGAAAGAGUAUAGAAAGGUCAAAGGUUAACCCUUAAUUAUGUAUUUGUAUUUUAAGAAAUGGUCUGGUGGUGAUAAGACUUAGAGAAUAAAUAGUAAAUAAAUUCUUAUACAAA